Molecule: messenger RNA, 4851 nt
Organism: Lytechinus variegatus (green sea urchin)
Lineage: Eukaryota; Metazoa; Echinodermata; Echinoidea; Temnopleuroida; Toxopneustidae
Product: neurogenic locus notch homolog protein 1-like
Exons: 46
Coding region: 126-4664 (1512 amino acids)
Biological process (GO): establishment or maintenance of epithelial cell apical/basal polarity; heterophilic cell-cell adhesion
Cellular component (GO): plasma membrane; protein-containing complex
Molecular function (GO): calcium ion binding
Source: RefSeq, a predicted model, not a curated record
UGUCUUUGCUCAUAAGCACGUUUUUACAUAUCAGGAACUUCUAAGCACGGAUUCUAUUGGAAUUAGAUUUUAUACCAUAUAUUGUACAUCACCUGCAUAAAGAAGGAUUUCAAAGGAUAACAAGAAUGCGGGUUUGCAACAUGAUUGGGGCGGUCCUAAUCCUCAUGAUAAUAGGAUUUGAAGGGAUCGAUGGUGCAGCUAACUGUACUGCCAGUAAUCCUUGUCUGAACGGAAGAACAUGUAUGGACGAAACGUGUUCAUGCGUCGAUGGAUUUAGUGGAGACAUGUGUCAGACAGUUAACUGUACCGCUGGCAACCCAUGUCUGAACGAAGGUACCUGUGAGAACGACACGUGUUCAUGUUCUGCAGGAUUCACUGGAGAUCUUUGCGAAACAAUUAACUGUACCGUUGGCAAUCCUUGUAUGAAUGGAGUUACCUGUGAGAACGACACGUGUUCAUGUUCUGCGGGAUCGGGACUGACUGGAGAUCUGUGUGAAACAAUUUCAUGUAUGGACGGCAACCCUUGUAUGAAUGGAGCUACCUGUGAGAACGACACGUGUACAUGUUCUGAAGGAUUGACUGGAGAUCUGUGUGAAACAAUUUCCUGUAGUGACGGCAACCCUUGUAUGAAUGGAGUUACUUGUGCAAACAACACGUGUCCAUGUAUUGCGGGGUUGACUGGAGUUCUAUGUGAUACAAUUGACUGCACUGCUGGCAACCCUUGUCUUAAUGAAGGUACCUGUGAGGAGAAUGAUACAUGUACAUGUACUAGUGGAUUCAAUGGAGAUGUGUGUCAAACAGUUUCAUGUAUGGACGGCAACCCUUGCAUGAAUGGAGCUACCUGUGAGAACGACAUGUGUACAUGUUCUGAAGGAUUGACUGGAGAUCUGUGUGAAACAAUUUCCUGUACUGACGGCAACCCUUGUAUGAAUGGAGUUACUUGUGCGAACAACACGUGUCCAUGUUCUGUGGGGUUGACUGGAGUUCUAUGUGAUACAAUUGACUGCACUGCUGGCAACCCUUGUCUUAAUGAAGGUACCUGUGAGGAGAAUGAUACAUGUACAUGUACUAGUGGAUUCAAUGGAGAUGUGUGUCAAACAGUUUCAUGUAUGGACGGCAACCCUUGUAUGAAUGGAGGUACCUGUGAGAACGACACGUGUACAUGUUCUGAAGGAUUGACUGGAGAUCUGUGUGAAACAAUUUCCUGUACUGACGGCAACCCUUGUAUGAAUGGAGUUACUUGUGCGAACAACACGUGUCCAUGUUCUGCGGGGUUGACUGGAGUUCUAUGUGAUACAAUUGACUGCACUGCUGGCAACCCUUGUCUUAAUGAAGGUACCUGUGAGGAGAAUGAUACAUGUACAUGUACUAGUGGAUUCAAUGGAGAUGUGUGUCAAACAGUUUCAUGUAUGGACGGCAACCCUUGCAUGAAUGGAGCUACCUGUGAGAACGACAUGUGUACAUGUUCUGAAGGAUUGACUGGAGAUCUGUGUGAAACAAUUUCCUGUACUGACGGCAACCCUUGUAUGAAUGGAGUUACUUGUGCGAACAACACGUGUCCAUGUUCUGUGGGGUUGACUGGAGUUCUAUGUGAUACAAUUGACUGCACUGCUGGCAACCCUUGUCUUAAUGAAGGUACCUGUGAGGAGAAUGAUACAUGUACAUGUACUAGUGGAUUCAAUGGAGAUAUGUGUCAAACAGUUUCAUGUAUGGACGGCAACCCUUGUAUGAAUGGAGGUACCUGUGAGAACGACACGUGUACAUGUUCUGCAGGAUUGACUGGAGAUCGGUGUGAAACAAUUUCCUGUACUGACGGCAACUCUUGUAUGAAUGGAGUUACUUGUGCGAACGACAUGUGUCCUUGUUCUGCGGGGUUGACUGGAGUUCUAUGUGAUACAAUUGACUGCACUGCUGGCAACCCUUGUCUUAAUGAAGGUACCUGUGAGGAGAAUGAUACAUGUACAUGUACUAGUGGAUUCAAUGGAGAUGUGUGUCAAACAGUUUCAUGUAUGGACGGCAACCCUUGUAUGAAUGGAGCUACCUGUGAGAACGACAUGUGUACAUGUUCUGAAGGAUUGACUGGAGAUCUGUGUGAAACAAUUUCCUGUGCUGACGGCAACCCUUGUAUGAAUGGAGUUACUUGUGCGAACGACAUGUGUCCAUGUUCUGCGGGGUUAACUAGAGUUCUUUGUGAUACAAUUGACUGCACUGCUGGUAACCCUUGUCUUAAUGGAGGUACUUGUGAGGCGAAUGAUACAUGUACAUGUACUAGUGGAUUUAAUGGAGAUGUGUGUCAAACAGUUUCAUGUAUGGACGGCAACCCUUGUAUGAAUGGAGCUACCUGUGAGAACGACACGUGUACAUGUUCUGAAGGAUUGACUGGAGAUCUGUGUGAAACAAUUUCCUGUACUGACGGCAACCCUUGUAUGAAUGGAGUUACUUGUGCGAACGACGCGUGUCCAUGUUCUGCGGGAUUGACUGGAGAUCUGUGUGAAACAAUUUCCUGUACUGACGGCAACCCUUGUAUGAAUGGAGUUACCUGUGAGAAUGACACCUGUUCAUGUUCUGAUGGAUUGACUGGAGUUCUUUGUGAAAUAAUUAGCUGCACUGAUGGCAACCCAUGCCUGUAUGGAGGUACAUGUCAGAACGAUAUAUGUACAUGUAUUACUGGAUUAACUGGAGAUGUGUGUCAAACAGUGACGUGUAGUGCUGGUAAUCCUUGUCAGAACGGAGUAACCUGUUCAAACGAUGCGUGCCCAUGCCCUUCGGGGUUAACGGGAGAACUCUGUGACACAGUUGACUGCAAUGAUGGCAACCCUUGUCUUUACGGAGGUACUUGUGAGAACGAUACAUGUACAUGUAUUUCUGGAUUAACUGGAGAUGUGUGUCAAACAGUUACCUGUGCUGAUGGUGAUCCUUGUCAAAAUGGAGCUACCUGUACGAACGAUGCAUGUCCAUGCCCUGCAGGAUUAACAGGAGAUUUGUGUCAAACAAUUUCCUGUUCUGCCGGCAACCCUUGUAUGAACGGAGGUUCAUGUGAGAACGAUGCGUGUUCGUGUUCUCCGGGAUUGACUGGAAAUUUGUGCCAAACAGUUGAUUGUAGUGUCGCCAACCCUUGCCAGAAUGGAGGCAACUGUACCAACGAUGCAUGUACAUGUCCUGCGGGAUUAACUGGAGAUAUAUGUCAAACAGUUGACUGCAAUCUGGAGAACGACCCUUGCCAGAACGAAGGUACCUGUGCGGACGGUGCAUGUACAUGUGCCUCGGGGUACACUGGAGUUUUGUGCAGCAAUGCCAUUGAUUGUGCUGAUGAUGACCCGUGCCAGAACGGAGGUACCUGCGAGAACAAUGCAUGCACAUGCACUUCUCCAUAUAUUGGAUCCGUGUGUGAUACAGUCGACUGUAGCGGUGCAAACCCUUGUGUAAAUGGAGGCACAUGUCAAGACGGCGCUUGUUCGUGCACGGAUAAUUUUAAUGGAAUUCUCUGUGGUUCAGUCGACUGUUCUGGUACAAACCCUUGCAUGAAUGAAGGUACAUGUGGGGAUCGUUCAUGUACAUGUGUUGCAGGAUUUACUGGAGUCUUGUGUGAUACAGUUGACUGUUCAGGUGACAACCCCUGUAGGAAUGGAGGUACAUGUGGGAACAAUACAUGCACAUGUGCAACUGGAUAUACUGGAAUUGUGUGCCAGUCAGAGGUAAUUCAGAUAAGGAUAGAUGCGGUAUUCAGUGGAGAAACUUUUUCAGAAGUCUUGGGAAACACCUCUUCAGCUGAGUUUAUGGCAGCUGCUGCAAGCUGGGAAGGAACGCUCACAACAAGUUACUGUGAAGACCAAGGAUACUCGGAAUCUGAAUGCCCAUUCACGAUAAAGGUAGUCGGAUUCAGCAAUGGAUCUUUGGUAGUAAAUUACGAUGUCUUAUACUCAAGCUCCGAUGGAGUGGCUGAUAAUUUCAAUCCUACAGAGGUCGUGAUUAUGGACAACAGUGGAUCUACCAUCCCUUCUACGUUUAAUCUGUUAUCUCUUAUCUGUGGUGGGGUUGUAUGUGAUGGCUGUGAAUCGUGUCCCAUCGUUGAGGCUCAAUGCGACUCCUCACAGACUCCUUGUCAGAACGAAGGUAUCUGCGUGUUCGGAGAAUGUGUAUGUGCCGUGGGGUACACUGGAGUUUUGUGCGCCAAUACCAUCAUCUGCAGUUCAGAGACCCCCUGUCAGAAUGAAGGUACCUGUGUGGAGGGUGCAUGUACAUGUGGCUCCGGGUACACUGGAGAUUUGUGCAAUGAAACUGUGAGGACUCAAGGGGAUCUGCAAUGCUACACUUGUUCUGCCAGUAAUGUAACAGAUGAUUGUUCUGCAGCAAUUGGAACUGAUUCUGAAGUCACAGCCACGACAUGCUAUGAGAACCAGCGAUGUUGGACCGAGCAUUACGAGAACUCAACACAUACCAACAUUUGGCGUGGAUGUACAGAUUCGGCAUGCAGUACCGAGAACAGUAAAGGACCUUCUUGCCGGUCGACAGGGGAUGGAAACAUCCUAUGUGUUUUCUGCUGCGAGGAAUCUUUGUGCAACGAUGACCCAAGCUCUGGCAACACCAUUUCAAGUUCUGUCACUAAUACUUGGUUGGCAUUCCUUAUUUCUUUGAUCAUCAUGUAUGCUACUUUUAGAACCUAACCGAAUAAACUGAAAAUAAAAUACAAGCUAUAUUUCCUAUCUAUACUCCCCAGUCAUAGUGAUAGAUCCAGUCAGACUGGAUACAAUACCACUGCAGGGCCAGCAUUGUUUAGUGCACAUUAGUCUGACUUUUCUAUACUUGUGUCUUAUCCGGCUAGAUCAGGGCAUGAUACUACCUAGCCAAAAU